This is a messenger RNA of Octodon degus (degu), 3962 nucleotides long. It is a transcript of the gene Kif5a, whose product is annotated as kinesin family member 5A. The transcript is spliced from 26 exons. Bases 223 to 3054 code for a protein of 943 amino acids. Gene Ontology annotation, molecular function: ATP binding; microtubule binding; microtubule motor activity. Gene Ontology annotation, biological process: microtubule-based movement. NCBI's taxonomy places the organism in Eukaryota, Metazoa, Chordata, Mammalia, Rodentia, Octodontidae. The record is from RefSeq and is a predicted model, not a curated record.
CCGAGCGCGGACCUGACGCCCGGGUCGCCAGCAUCUCCCUGCCGCAGCAGGCUGUCAGCGCGCCCCGGCCUUGCUCCCCUUGCUUUCUUGUGGCCGCCCCGGCUGCUUUCUUGGCCCCAGCGCCCGAGCACCUGCCUCUGCCCCGGCCCAGCCGCACCCCUUCCUCGGGAGCACCCCGCUGCUGCAGCCCGGGAGGUACCCAGCCCCGCGCCGGCGACCACCAUGGCGGAGACCAACAACGAGUGCAGCAUCAAGGUGCUCUGCCGAUUUCGGCCUCUUAACCAGGCCGAGAUUCUGCGGGGGGACAAGUUCAUCCCCAUUUUCCAAGGAGACGACAGCGUCGUCAUUGGGGUUUCUUAUUUUGAGAUUUACCUGGACAAGAUUCGUGACCUUCUGGAUGUGACGAAGACAAAUCUGUCUGUGCACGAGGACAAGAACCGGGUGCCCUUCGUCAAGGGCUGUACUGAACGCUUUGUGUCUAGCCCAGAGGAGAUACUGGAUGUGAUUGAUGAAGGGAAAUCGAAUCGUCAUGUGGCUGUCACAAACAUGAAUGAACAUAGCUCUCGGAGCCACAGCAUCUUCCUCAUCAACAUCAAGCAGGAGAACAUGGAAACAGAGCAGAAGCUCAGUGGGAAGCUGUAUCUUGUGGACCUGGCAGGGAGCGAGAAGGUCAGCAAAACUGGAGCCGAAGGAGCUGUGCUGGAUGAAGCAAAGAACAUCAACAAAUCGCUGUCCGCCCUGGGGAAUGUGAUCUCCGCACUGGCUGAGGGCACCAAAAGCUAUGUUCCAUAUCGCGACAGCAAAAUGACACGGAUCCUCCAGGACUCUCUGGGAGGAAACUGCCGGACGACCAUGUUCAUCUGCUGUUCACCGUCCAGUUACAAUGAUGCAGAGACCAAGUCCACCCUGAUGUUUGGGCAGCGAGCAAAAACCAUUAAGAACACUGCCUCCGUGAAUCUGGAGUUGACUGCUGAGCAGUGGAAGAAGAAAUAUGAGAAGGAAAAGGAGAAGACCAAGGCCCAGAAAGAGACCAUCGCGAAGCUGGAGGCUGAGCUGAGCCGCUGGCGCAAUGGAGAGAAUGUGCCUGAGACAGAGCGCCUGGCUGGAGAAGACGCAGCCCUGGGAGCCGAGCUGUGUGAGGAGACUCCUGUGAAUGAUAACUCAUCCAUCGUGGUGCGCAUUGCACCUGAGGAGCGACAGAAAUAUGAGGAGGAGAUCCGCCGCCUCUAUAAGCAGCUGGAUGACAAGGAUGAUGAGAUCAACCAGCAGAGCCAGCUCAUUGAGAAACUCAAGCAGCAGAUGUUGGACCAGGAAGAGCUGCUGGUGUCCACACGAGGAGACAAUGAGAAGGUCCAGCGGGAGCUGAGCCACCUGCAAUCGGAGAAUGAUGCUGCGAAGGACGAGGUGAAGGAAGUGCUGCAGGCCCUCGAAGAGCUGGCAGUGAACUAUGACCAGAAGUCCCAGGAGGUGGAGGAGAAGAGCCAGCAAAACCAGCUUCUAGUGGAUGAGCUAUCUCAGAAGGUGGCCACCAUGCUGUCUCUGGAGUCUGAGCUGCAGCGGCUCCAGGAGGUCAGUGGACACCAGCGAAAGCGAAUUGCUGAAGUGCUGAACGGGUUGAUGAAAGACCUGAGUGAGUUCAGUGUCAUCGUGGGCAAUGGCGAGAUUAAACUGCCGGUGGAGAUCAGUGGGGCCAUUGAGGAGGAGUUCACCGUGGCCCGACUCUACAUCAGCAAAAUCAAGUCAGAGGUCAAGUCAGUGGUCAAGCGGUGUCGGCAGCUGGAGAACCUGCAGGUGGAAUGUCAUCGCAAGAUGGAGGUGACUGGGCGGGAGCUUUCGUCUUGCCAGCUCCUCAUCUCGCAGCAUGAGGCUAAGAUCCGCUCGCUUACGGAAUACAUGCAGAGUGUGGAGCUGAAGAAGCGGCACCUGGAAGAGUCCUAUGACUCCCUGAGUGAUGAGCUGGCCAAGCUCCAGGCCCAGGAAACUGUGCAUGAAGUGGCCCUGAAGGACAAGGAGCCAGACACACAGGACGCAGAUGACGUGAAGAAGGCCCUGGAGCUACAGAUGGAGAGUCACCGGGAGGCCCAUCACCGGCAGCUGGCCCGGCUCCGGGAUGAGAUCAACGAGAAGCAGAAGACCAUUGAUGAACUCAAAGACCUAAAUCAGAAGCUCCAGUUAGAGCUGGAGAAACUCCAGGCUGACUAUGAGAAGCUCAAGAACGAAGAACAUGAAAAGAGCACCAAGCUUCAGGAGCUGACAUUUCUGUACGAGCGACACGAGCAGUCCAAGCAGGACCUCAAGGGCCUGGAGGAGACAGUUGCUCGUGAACUCCAGACCCUCCACAAUCUUCGCAAGCUGUUCGUUCAAGACGUCACGACUCGAGUCAAGAAAAGUGCAGAAAUGGAGCCCGAGGACAGUGGGGGGAUUCACUCACAAAAGCAGAAGAUUUCCUUUCUUGAGAACAACCUGGAACAACUUACAAAGGUUCACAAACAGCUGGUACGUGACAAUGCAGAUCUGCGUUGUGAGCUUCCUAAACUGGAAAAACGACUUAGGGCUACGGCUGAGAGAGUUAAGGCCCUGGAGGGUGCACUGAAGGAGGCCAAGGAGGGUGCCAUGAAGGACAAGCGCCGGUACCAGCAGGAGGUGGACCGCAUCAAGGAGGCUGUACGGUACAAGAGCUCUGGCAAGAGAGGCCAUUCUGCCCAGAUUGCCAAACCUGUACGGCCUGGCCACUACCCGGCAUCCUCCCCCACCAACCCCUAUGGCACCCGGAGCCCUGAGUGCAUCAGUUACACCAACAGCCUUUUCCAGAACUACCAGAAUUUAUACCUGCAAGCUGCACCUAGCUCCACUUCAGAUGUGUACUUUGCUAACUCCUGCGCCAGCAGUGGAGCCCCAUCUUCUGGUGGCCCCUUGGCUUCAUAUCAGAAGGCCAACAUGGACAAUGGAAAUGCCACAGACAUCAAUGACAAUAGGAGUGACCUGCCCUGUGGCUAUGAGGCUGAGGACCAGGCCAAGCUUUUCCCUCUCCACCAAGAGACAGCAGCCAGCUAAUCUCCGACAGGACGAUGGCUACAUACCUGCACUUUCAGUUUCUAAGAGGGACUGAGGCCUCUUCUCUCAGCAUGCUGCAAACCUGUGGUCUCUGAUACUAACUCCCUCCCCAACCCCUGUUGUUGGACUGUAUUGUUGGAUGUCUUCUCUUACUGACUGUAUCUCUUUGUACUCUGUAUCUAUAUAUCAGAAGCUGCUGCUAUGUCUCUCCUCUCUCUGUCCUGCUCUCUAAAUAUUUAGUAAUGUAUUUAGCGAUUUCUAAGCAUAGUCUAGCCUCCUCAUUUGGGACAAUAGAGGGGAGGGGAAGGGUUUCUUCUUUCUCUCAUAUACUAGUCCCUCACACGGAGUGGUGGUAGUCACUGACCAGAGGUCACAGAGGAUGAAAGAAGAAAAGAGAAGUAGAGGGCUAUGAUCCUUCUUUCGCACACAUGUGUACACAUGCACACAUACAUACACACAUGUACAUACAAAGCCUUAAGCAGAAAAAUGUCUUAGCACCCUCAGAAGACAGAAAUACACUCUUCCUCUCUUCUCUUUCAUGAGUGGUACAGGGGAAGGUGAAAAGGAAGGGCUUCUAAAUUAUACAAAUAAUUUUCUUCAUGUGCCCCUCACCUGAAGCAAGAGAUCCCAGGUGUUUACCUCUGUCCUACGAAGUCUGCCUUUGGCCUUCUCCGUUUUCCCCUGGGCUGAGAAACAUGGACUGUUUAAAGGACAUGUCCCUUUGUCACCCAAGGCCCUUUUAAUACUCUCUACCCCAGAACUCAGAAUUGACUAAAAAUAUUUUCAGUGAGCAGACAGAUGCUUCCCGAUCUGUCAGUGGUCACGAUAGCAGGGAAAUGCCAUCAGAAUGAUUAGUCCUGGGUCUGGAGAAUGAACCAGCUGUGAAGUUGCUAGGUGGUUUGUUUUUU